Messenger RNA from Ophidiomyces ophidiicola, 1605 nucleotides. RefSeq lists its product as uncharacterized. The transcript has 4 exons. Gene Ontology annotation, biological process: sterol metabolic process. The record is from RefSeq and is a predicted model, not a curated record. The coding region runs from base 1 to 1605 and encodes 534 amino acids. Lineage: Eukaryota; Fungi; Ascomycota; Eurotiomycetes; Onygenales; Onygenaceae. Gene Ontology annotation, molecular function: iron ion binding; monooxygenase activity; oxidoreductase activity, acting on paired donors, with incorporation or reduction of molecular oxygen.
AUGAACCAGGUUGCUGAAGUUUUCAACGCGUCGAGCUCUCAGCCUGAGCUGCCACAAACAUGGCCAUUCACGCUUCAGCUACAAGGCACUCUGUCGCAUGCUCUGGCGGGCUGGUCUGCCUGGCAGUACAUCGUGACUUUUUUGCUUGCCCUGGUGGUCUAUGACCAAGUCCUGUACAUCAAGCGAAAGGGACCAAUCGCUGGCCCGUCGUUCAAGAUCCCCCUAAUGGGGCCGUUUAUUCAAGCACUUCAUCCAAAAUUUGAGGGAUAUCUUGCCCAAUGGGCAAGCGGUCCUCUCAGCUGUGUAUCAGUCUUCCACAAAUUCGUCGUGCUCGUCUCUGAUAGAGACAUCGCACACAAGGUCUUUAAGUCGCCAUCAUUCGCGGAGCCAUGCAUAGUUCCAAUCGCAAAAGACAUAAUCGGCCACAAAGCCUGGGUAUUUCUUCAGGGCAAAGCCCAUGCUGAGUACCGGAGGGGAUUGACUCCGCUCUUCACCAACAAGGCCAUAGCUACUUACCUCCCCGUUCACGAAAGGGUCCUGACCGACUACUUUGAUAAGUUUGUUGCCGCUAGUAAGGCAAAUCAAGAACGACCGAUUCCAUUCAUGACCAAAUUCCGCGAGAUCAAUUGUGCACUUUCUUGCCGUACUUUUUUUGGCGACUAUAUAUCGCAGGACGCAGUCAAGAAAAUCGCCGAUGACUUUUACCUCGCAACUGCUGCCCUGGAACUUGUCAACAUCCCGCUAUCGAUGUACAUUCCGUUCACCAAACCCUGGUGGGGUAAGCGAACAGCCGACGCGGUGCAUCUCGAGUUUGCUAAAUGCGCGGCUGCAUGCAAAGCAAACAUGGCAAUUGGCGCUAUACCCACGUGUAUCGUGGACCACUGGGUGCUCCACAUGAUGGAGUCUAACCGAUACCGCGAAAGAAUCGCGGCGGGGGAGACGGAUGUAGAGAAGCCAACCAAUUUGAUUCGUGAAUUCACGAAUGAAGAGAUCGCAGAUACACUGUUCACCUUCUUAUUCGCUUCCCAAGACGCGUCAAGCAGUGCAACAACCUGGUUGUUUCAGGUUCUCGCGCAGCGGCCCGAUGUCCUCGAUAGAUUGCGAGAAGAGAAUCUGGCAGCACGAGGUGGCGAUAGAAACAAGCCGUUCGAUCUUCCCAUGCUGGAGUCACUCACUUACACAAAUGCAGUUAUUAAAGAGCUCCUCCGUCAUAGACCGCCUGUCAUCUUCGUUCCAUACCUCGCCACAAAGAGCUUUCCUGUCACACCUAACUACACCGUCCCUAAGGGCUCCAUGAUUGUUCCAUCAUGCUACCCAGCUUUACAUGACCCAGUUGCGUAUCCGGACCCCGAAGUUUUCGAUCCCGAUCGUUGGAUAUCAGGCGACGCGGAGUCAAAGACCAAGAACUGGCUUGUUUUUGGUGCAGGGCCGCAUGACUGCCUUGCGCGGAAGUACGUACCACUGACAAUGGCUGGCAUGAUUGGCAAAGCGGCGCUGGAGCUCGACUGGAAGCACCAUGCGACACCACGAUCAGAGGAGAUUAGGGUGUUUGCGACACUGUUUCCGAUGGACGAGUGCCCAUUGGUGUUCACAAAACGCCUGUAA